UUCCGAUAUAGUCCGUUUAGUGAAGAACCUGGAUUAACCACAUGUGCGAUAGGAGAUGGUGGGAAUGAUGUUUCUAUGAUUCAAGAAGCUGAUGUUGGUUUAGGGAUAGAAGGGAAAGAGGGCAAACAAGCUUCCAUGGCAGCUGAUUUUUCCAUUCAGAAGUUUUCUGACAUGUUAAAAUUACUUUUGUGGCAUGGGAGGAACAGUUAUAUACGAACAUCAGAUCUUGCCCUCUUCAUUAUGCACAGAGGAAUGAUCAUCUCUAUCAUGCAGGCUGUCUUUUCUAUGGUGUUUUACUUCACGCCAAUCACUUUAUUUACUGGCAUCUUGUUAGUUGGGUACUCUACUUUUUAUACUAUGGCGCCGGUCUUUUCGUUAGUCUUAGACGAGCGAAUUAGUUUAAAAGAUGUGAUGAAGUUCCCUGUGUUAUAUGUCGAGAUGCAAAAAGGGAGAAAUCUCAAUUUCACGACGUUUUUUGCGUGGAUGUUUGUGUCGAUAUUACAAGGGUCUGUGAUUAUGAUACUUUCAAUGGUACUCUUUGAAACUAAUUUUGUGCGAAUCGUCUCGAUUUCAUUCACCGUGUUGAUCUUAAUAGAAUUGUUAAAUAUCGGAUUUACUAUUAGAAGGUGGAAUUGGAUCAUCUUUGCUUCGGAGACGUCCUCCGUUGGAAUGUACUUUGCGUCCGUCUUAAUUUUACGACAGACGUUCGAGCCAGCAUUCAUCUUCUCAUUUGCGUUUUGGUGGAAGGUCGGAGUAAUCACACUGGUAAAUGCUCUGCCGUUCAUUCUUAAGUUCAUUUAUGAGUUACUGAACCCCCCGAAAUAUAUGAUUGUGGGGAAAAGAAAGUUCCCAAUCAGCUUUAACUGCUGGUGCCCAAGCUGCGCGUGCGGGAGGAAGUGCAAAAAGUGUAAAAAAGAUAAUUACGAGUACGUCAAUAUGUCCGAAGGAAGCGAAAGUAAAGAAAAUAACGCUGAAAAUGGAGAUAAAAAGAAUUUAAAAAGCGAUGAUGAGAGCGUGUCGAUGAAGGAAAAUGUGCCUGAAAUUAAUAAGGAAAAUAUGUUGAUUCUCAAUUGA
This is a messenger RNA of Entamoeba invadens IP1, 1074 nucleotides long. RefSeq names its product phospholipid-transporting P-type atpase, putative. Gene Ontology annotation, biological process: endocytosis; phospholipid translocation; retrograde vesicle-mediated transport, Golgi to endoplasmic reticulum. The transcript has a single exon. The annotation marks the transcript as partial. Lineage: Eukaryota; Evosea; Mastigamoebida; Endamoebidae. The record is from RefSeq and is a predicted model, not a curated record. Gene Ontology annotation, molecular function: ATP hydrolysis activity; ATP binding; ATPase-coupled intramembrane lipid carrier activity. Gene Ontology annotation, cellular component: trans-Golgi network; plasma membrane; endosome.